Messenger RNA from Lasiodiplodia theobromae, 1557 nucleotides. RefSeq lists its product as uncharacterized. NCBI's taxonomy places the organism in Eukaryota, Fungi, Ascomycota, Dothideomycetes, Botryosphaeriales, Botryosphaeriaceae. Bases 1 to 1557 code for a protein of 518 amino acids. The transcript has 2 exons. The record is from RefSeq and is a predicted model, not a curated record.
AUGAUUGGCGAAUCUCGACCGUCGUUGAAACACCAAGUUUCUAGCGACUCGUACGGGUCCCAUCGCACUGUUGGCAGCCAGAGCAGCAAUGCCAGCUCAACGAGAAAGCUGCUCUUUGGGGAGAUCCCCACACCGGUCGAAGCUCCUGGGAGUCGGUCGCUUCGAUCCAACAGCUCGGUAUGCAACCUCGUGAUGUCAACCAGCUCGGCAUUCCUCAGAUUCUGGCUGUCGGAGCCCUGCCGCAACGCCUUCCUGGCCCAUGUCGACAAGUCGGAUCUCGCCAACUGCCGUCUUGUCUGCCACGACAUGAGCAGUCGCGCCGCCCCUUUUCUGUUUGAAGACAUCACCGUAACCUUCCGACCGAGCACCUUUGGCAGGCCCGCCCGUAUGGAAGCCCUGGAGAGCAUCGGCCACCACGUGAAGUCCAUGACAUUCCGCAUGCCGCACUCCUCGGACACCUUCCUCCCGCCACUCAUUGAUCCCGUGACCGCCGAGCAGAAGAGCCUGGUCUACGAGCCGCAGAUCCACAAGCCGCCAACCCUCAUCGGGAAGAUGAAGACUCCCAAGUACGGCUCCUGGGAAAUGACCGACCUUCUGAUCAAGCAGUAUCCUCCCGUCUUCCAUGCCGCUACCAACGUUCCUGCUUUCAUCCGAGCCCUGCAGGCACUUCCAGGCCUGGUCAACCUGAAGCUCGACUGCCCCGACCAGGAAUCUUCACAGCGCCAUCGACGUAGUGCCGUCGAUUACGCACUAAUUUCGCUGCGCAUCGCCGUCGAGCGUGCGCAGCUUCCGGAACUGGACUCGCUGACCAUCAAGGCCAUGCACCCUGCCGGCCUCCUGUACCUCCAGCCAACCAUGGGUCCAGGUUCCACCCCCGCAUCGAACAGGAGAUGGCGACAAAUCAAGAAGCUCGCGAUUCACCUGGACAGCCAGCCUUACUUGGAGGGGUCGUCGUCGGAACAUCUCCGUCUCCUGCAUUCGUAUCUGCGGACCUUCUCUCACUCUGUCACCAAGCUGCUCUUCCGCUGGAGCGGCGAGAAAGGACCUUCGCCCCUUUCCUUGGACCUUGAACCCGGCCUGUCACCCCCAAGCACGCCGGAGUCGGGUGCGAGCCGACCCACUGGCAUCCGCGCGCUCAAGUUCCCCAACUUGCUCUUUUUGGAACUCGAGAACGCGGUCAUGGACUCGUCCCAAAUUAGCACUUUCAUUCUUCGCCACCGCCGCUCCAUCACCGAGUUUAAUUUCGAAGACGUUUCCCUCCGCACGGGCACGUGGGACGAUGCUCUGGCGCCGCUCACGCGCAUCGCGGGCAGCGAAGAGUGGAAGAACCGUGCGGAAGAGGUUAUGGACGUGCCGAUUAUCCUGAGCCCGGUUGACGAGAUCAAGCCGGACCUGCUCAUCACGGACGAGCUAGACGACCUCAAGAACACGCCAGAGUCGAGGUCGGUCAGCAAAUGGUGGUCGCGCACCCGCAGCAGUAAGGUGACGGCCAAAGCAAAGGAACAGCUUGUCGAAGCCGAAGAACACAUGCGCAAGUUUCUGUUCCCUUGGCGCUAA